Messenger RNA from Solanum pennellii, 1512 nucleotides. Its product is annotated as auxin-responsive protein SAUR50. The record is from RefSeq and is a predicted model, not a curated record. The transcript has a single exon. NCBI's taxonomy places the organism in Eukaryota, Viridiplantae, Streptophyta, Magnoliopsida, Solanales, Solanaceae. Gene Ontology annotation, biological process: response to auxin. Bases 961 to 1344 code for a protein of 127 amino acids.
UUUAGUUUGUUCCAUCAUGCAUCAUCAAAUACAAAAGUUGCUCAAAAAAUACUAUAGUCUAUACAUGCAAUGUAUUAAAAUUUGGAAUAUUUAAUGUCAGAGAAAGUUAUGUGGCUACAUAAAGAUUAACCUCUGUACGGCAGUGCUCUCUUUUCAAGAUAAUAAGUGUCAUCUUCAUAAAUAAUGAAACUUUGGUUUAUUCUUUUCUAUAUUCCUAUACAACACACAAAUUAAUGAACAAAUUAUAGCUAAUUGAAUGAUAUAUACACCACAGAUGAAGUUCAUCAGUGUCAUAAGCCACUUUAAUACAGUAGCGAAGUUAAAAAUUUCGAUAAGGGUGUUCAAGAAUACUUUCGUAAGUAACUAUAUGCAUAGUAUGAGUGUUCAACUAACUAUCCUUCGAUAUACGUAGCUGCAUCCCUGACUAUUUCUGAUUUCUUGAUCAUUCAAAGUUAAACAGAAACAUGAUUCAAAUAUCCAUAACUUAUUUGUUAUCUAAUAUAAGAUGGACAAGAAGAAAAAGUGGGAAAUGGGCAUAGCACUGUGUUCAAGAAGCUUAUCCCAAUUCAUCUUUCCUAUCUUAUCUACUCAAUUCACCAUUGUGGGGUCUAAAUAUUCAAGACUUCAACAGAUUAUUUAUCUGGCAUCAAUCCCCACCCUGGGACAUAACAAAGGAAGAGAGAGUGAUAACACAGAUUUUUGUGGCACAAUCUGUACAUGUAUAUUGACUUUAAAUCAUGCAAUGUAUGUUCGUACAUGAUCGUAUCAGGAUGCAUUAGCAUUAAAGAAAGGAACAGCUAUGCACACGCGUUAGUCACACUUAUAGUUAGCCAGUUGCCAGCAUUUAAUGUUGAACUUCCCAAACUAUUAUAUAUACAUACCUGUCUCAGUCUCACAGACAACACCACUGUACUUUCUCUUCUCACUUGAGUUUUUAUCAUAGUGGUCCAAUUCCUGCAUAUGAAAAUGAUGGACAGUAAGUUUCUCAAGGCAUGCCAAAACAAAUGGCAAAAGAUGGGUGGCAAGGUUAUACCUUCAUCAGCGUGCUGCGACAAAUGCUGCAAAUGGAGUAUGUGGCCUUUUGAAAAAGAAGAGAAGUCUAUCCCAAGGGAUGUUCCGAAAGGUCAUGUGGUAGUUUAUGUAGGAAAGUACCAAAAGAGAUUUGUAAUCAAAAUUACCUUGCUAAAGCAUCCGCUCUUCAAGGCAUUGCUGGAUCAAGCUCAAGAAGUUUAUGAAUUCACUGCUGAUUCGAAAUUAUGGAUCCCCUGUGAUGAGAACAUCUUCAAUAGUGUCAUUAGAUGUGCUACAUUACCAGAAAGUCGACGUAUCUCAAUCUGCUUUUGAAGGUCCAAAAUCACAAAGCAUGUGAAUGCUUAACUCAUUGUUUAGAAUGUUGACAUCUAUAUAUUCAUAACCUGUUGUAUACUAUUGAAUAUAAAUUCAUUACCAUUACCUAUGAAGUUGAGCAUUACUUCUUUAUGCAAGAAAUCACAAUUCAUUUUAUUUUAUCAU